AUGAUAAAGAAUAUUGUCGUUUUCUUUCUUUUCACGGUGGCUUUAGUGGGGGCUGAGGUUCCAAGGGUCGCGUUACCACCACCAGGACCUUCUAGAUAUUACAUUCAUGUGGUUAACGGGCUAAGCAAACUUGGGUUGCUUGUGCAUUGUCAGUCUAAAGACGAUGACUUGGGGUAUCAUCGUUUGCUUAAUCAUGGAGAUGAUUACCAAUGGAACUUCAAGGUUAACUUUUGGGGAACAACCCUCUAUUGGUGCAAAUUGGAGACGCCACAUGCAUAUGUCUCUUUUGAAAGCUUUUGGCCUGAAACGCAGCACUUAUGGCUCCGUGAUAGGUGCAAACAUGGAACUGUAGGAACUUGUAUUUGGACGGCCAAAGAUGAUGGAAUUUACUUGAGAAACUUUCUUGCUAAUGUUGAUGAAUUGAUACACAAGUGGAUCUAUAAAAGAUAG
Messenger RNA from Cucurbita maxima (winter squash), 450 nucleotides. RefSeq names its product S-protein homolog 1-like. The transcript has a single exon. The coding region runs from base 1 to 450 and encodes 149 amino acids. Lineage: Eukaryota; Viridiplantae; Streptophyta; Magnoliopsida; Cucurbitales; Cucurbitaceae. The record is from RefSeq and is a predicted model, not a curated record.